AAGUACAUCUUGACAAAUAAACCAACGAGUAAACCAAUGCGACGUCGGGCGCCAGGCCCGGGCACCGCUAAGAGCGCACCUCUCUGGACGCCGCGCAGACCAUCCCCGCCGUAUCAUGAAUUGUGCAGCCAAGGCGCACAUGCAGAUGCAUGUGCCUCUAUCGCUGUGUCCGGUCCCGCCACCGCGCUUCCACGAGCUGUCACGCAACGUCCAGCACGUAAACGACCCUACGCGAUGCAGCUCCAUGCUGUAUAAUGAUUUCAUCAAGAAAUUGGUUUAUGUCAGCUGUAGCGAAAAGAACGUUGCCGACGGACAAGAGUUCGCUGACUGCUCGCAGUCUCGGCCGAAAGUCGUUGUCAUCCGGAGCUUGAGUCCAGGCCUCAGCAGUUACUCGGUAUUUGUUGAAGCGCUGCGUGGAGGCGGAGCAGAUGAGGUCUCCACGGACGAUGCCGAGUGGCCCCAGGCGUGCUUGUUCGGUGACGCCAUGCGUGCCAUCCUAGCGCUACCAAUGCCGCCUGGGCCUGGGCGCCUGGCGUUCUCUGCAGUUCCCCAGCACGGAGCCGAGGCAAUGCUGGCCGUGCUGCGUGAGGCUGGAUACGGCAAACUGUGGGACGAGCCAUGCUACCGGUACGCUCUGCGGUCAUCGCUGGAUGCGGCUGAGCUGCAGCGUGGGCAGGAGCUCCUCCGGAGCCUGCAGGCCCAGGGCCUUCCGUACAAGCUAGACACGCUGCGGCCGGGCGGGCUGCAGGCGGCACACGCCGCGUCCCCAGGCGUGACGUCAGUGGGACCGGCAGCUGGGACGCCUGGCGAUGUGGGAUCCGCUGCAGCCGCAGCAGCGGCUCGGGCUGGACCGGAUGCGCGGCUGGUGGACAGCAUGUGGACGUACCGCAGCGCGCACAGCCUGGCCCUUGUACAGCUGCUGAUCGAGCACCGCCACACCGUGUGUGUGAGGCUGCGGCGGGACAUGGAAACGGCAGAAGAUGCAGCAGAAGCAGCAGCGGCGGCGGCGGUUGGGGGCGGUGGCGACGGCGGUGGCAGCGGCGGCCUUGGCGCGGCUGGGGCCGAGUCCUGCGGUGCAGCGUCGCCGGGCAGUGGGGCUGGGUCGCCUGCGUUGGCAGCAGAGGCGCCCUUGCCGUUAAAGGAAUCGGACGCGGUGGCCUGGAUCCUGCAGUACGGUGACGGCUCGGUGGGUAUGGCCCAUACGCUGCCCGGCCACCGCCGGCGCGGCCUCAUGCGGCUGGCGCUGGCGGAGAUGGUGCGGCGGCUGCUGGGCGGCGACGGCCCGGAACAGCAGGCGGCGGCGGCGGCUCAGCAGGAGGGGGUGCAUGCGCAAGAACCGGGCCAGGCGCAGCAGCAGCACGAGGCACGACCUGCCAAGCCGUCUGGAGCUGCAGCUGGCAGCCAAGCAACGGUGGUUGCGAGCUCGGACGAGGUACUGACCCACAUCGCCGGCGUCAGCCAGGUUGAGGCUUUCGCGUUCAUCGUAAUGGAGAACACUGCCUCGGUGGCCCUGUUUGAGGGGCUGGGCUUCAGGCGUUGCCAGCGGAUGUACCACUGGUUCGGCGUGGAAGGCAGUGGCUAGCCAUGCGUGACGGUAGAUUCGCAUUGGUUGUUUGGCGUAGCGAUUGGUUGCGAGCGCGUGCGAAAGGGCAAGGGAUCUGGAGCGGAAGUGGAGAGUGCCAGGCAGAAUGCCGUGGCGCAUGGCCACGCAUGCGCGCGAUGGGGACAUAUGUUUCAGUUUCUUGACCAUUAAUCAACAAAUAAUG
Molecule: messenger RNA, 1766 nt
Organism: Chlamydomonas reinhardtii
Lineage: Eukaryota; Viridiplantae; Chlorophyta; Chlorophyceae; Chlamydomonadales; Chlamydomonadaceae
Exons: 5
Coding region: 245-1582 (445 amino acids)
Source: RefSeq, a predicted model, not a curated record